UACUAGACCUUUGGCACUCUAGUAUCUUUGAUAUAAAUCAACUUAUUUAUUGCUGAUUUAUUGUUGAUUUAUAUGCUCUGAUACAACAGAGCAAGCUACUAAUCUACUUUUUUUAAGAUCUACUUAUGAUCUACUUCUGGCUCUAAGCUCUGAUAGCUAUGUGGGCAGGUAAACAUCUGGUUAUAUCACUGGCAACAAGAACAAGUCUCCACAUGCAGCUACAGCACACACGCAUCAUCUCGUAAAGUCUGCAUCAGUAGCCGCAUUUUUAGUGCAUCACUUGACACUGUCACUUCUACUUGAACUAGUCUAAAGUACUUUCUAUUUUUACUUCUACUUCUACUUUUGUGAUACCGAAGUUUAGAGCAACUGAUGAGUGCAUGAAACAUGGAACUAAGUACUACACACGCACAUCAUUCACUGGAAUUUGGUAGAGCCUGAGUCAACUGAUCAGUCCGAUUAUCGUCCGUAUGCAACUACCAAGAUGACACUGGACUUUGACGACGUUUUACCACACAUAGGCGGGUGGGGCAAAUACCAGAAGCUGCUGUUCUGGUUGAUCUGCGUUCCAGCAGCACUUCCAUGCGCAUUCCAUGGAUUCGUUCAGGUGUUCAUGAACGCCAUCCCUCCUCACUGGUGCCAUGUGCCGGAGUUGGCAGGCUUCCCUCUCGAGGCGCAGAAAAACCUCAGUCUUCCCUAUGAGGAGCAACUGGGAGAACUGGUGCCAAGCCAGUGCAACAUGUACGACAUAGACUACGUGCAGUUGGUGAGGGAGAAUGUGACGUGGGUGGCCAACGUGUCGUGGCCCAAGGUCCCUUGCACGCGCGGAUGGCGAUACGAACACAAGCUGUAUGAUGAAACGGUCACCACUGAAAUGGACCUGGUGUGUGACAAAAACUGGAUUGGCAUGAUGACCUACACCGUCUACUCGUUUGGUAACCUCUGUGGAAACUUCAUUUUUGGUUUUCUACAGGACUGGUUGGGAAGAAAGAAGGCUUUCUUCAUUUGUCUCACGGUUGAAACGGUGUUUGGCAUUGCGACAGCGUUUGCACCUGAGCUCAUCUCCUAUACAGUGUUCCGCUUCAUGGUUGGACUGACCGUUCCCCAGAUAUUCGUCAUCCCAUUUGUUAUAGGCAUAGAGCUGGUGGGGCCGGAGAGACGCGGCUUCACCACCAUCAUGCAGUGCGUCUCCUACUCGUCGGGCUUGCUCGUUCUCGCUGGCGUUGCCUACCUUGUCAGGGACUGGCGCAACCUGGCCCUAGCUACCAGCAUUCCCUUUAUACUGAUGUAUGGCUACUGGUGGUUUUUGCCAGAGUCAGCUAGAUGGUUACUCUCCAAGAACAGGAUAGAUGAAGCUGAAGCUAUCGUACAGAAAGCAGCGAAGGUCAAUGGUAUGACUGUGCCACCCGAACUCAUCCGCAAACUCAUGAAGGAGCAGGAGAAAGGGGAGCUGGGACAAUUGCUGCCUGGCAAGGCGAGAACUUACACAUUGCUCGAUCUCUUCCGCACACCGAACCUGCGCAAGAAGACUGUUCUUGUGUCUUUCAUAUGGCUAGUAAAUGUGAUAGUCUAUGUGGGUCUGAGCAUCUACAUUCCAAUCCUAGGAGAGUCGGACUACGUUAACUUUGCAUUGUCGUCUGCUGUAGAACUUCUGUCUUAUCCCAUCCUAUUCUGUGUAAUAGACAGGUGGGGCAGACGAUGGCCGCUGUGCAUAUCAAUGAUGUUGGGAGGAGUUGCCUGCAUUGCUACUGUGCUAGUUCCUUCAGGUUCAGAAUGGUCGUGGUUGAGCAUAACGCUGUCGCUGACUGGCAAAUUUGGUAUUUCCACGUCGUUCGUCGUCAUUUACCCACUCGCGGCCGAACUCUACCCGACAGUGGUUCGCGGUCUGGGACUGGGCUUUAGCCAAUUUUGUGGCUCAGUCGGUCUCAUUUUCAUACCCUUUGUCGUCUACCUGGGUUACCAGUACCGGGACCUACCCGCGUUUAUCAUGGGCACGGUAACACUGGUAGCAAGUGUGUUAGCUAUGGCACUGCCUGAAACCCUUAAUCAGAAGCUGCCGGAGACUGUAGAGGAGGCUGAGGAGUUUGGGAAGAACCAGCCAUUCUGUUUCUGCUGCGCACGGAGGAAGCCAAGCAUGGAUGAUGUAGCCCGUAAUGAUGAGGACCUGGCAGCAGCAAAGUCCAGCGAUGAAACUGAGAACCUAUAGAGAACUUAUUUAACAGAAAACAUGCGAUGUAUACAUGUCAAGAUCGACACGAUGCUUCCCAAUUUAUUCCGAUGCAAGAUUGUUACAUCUUUGUAAUGAUGAUGAGCACCGUUAAAUUACCGACUAAUCUGUAAUUUCAAUAACAUGGGUCCACGGUGAGAAACAACCAAUACGAACGCUUCAAUAAUACUGCUUAGAAACGCGUCUAGGUUGAGCAAAGCUAAUUUACGAGCUCGUACUAUAUAGAUACAGCAAAAUCACUUGAUUAUUAAUUGCACUUACUUUUAAAAACUAAAAUACAGUAUUUUAUAAAAUUUACUAACGCAGCGAUUUACAAAGUAACGCAUUCGUUAUUCAUUUAUACAUAUAUAUAUAUAUAUAUAUAUAUAAGUCCGGAUGCUUGAGUCUAUACUGUCGGUAGAGUGC
Messenger RNA from Priapulus caudatus, 2632 nucleotides. Its product is annotated as organic cation transporter protein-like. The transcript is spliced from 13 exons. The record is from RefSeq and is a predicted model, not a curated record. Gene Ontology annotation, cellular component: membrane. The coding region runs from base 485 to 2206 and encodes 573 amino acids. Lineage: Eukaryota; Metazoa; Priapulida; Priapulimorpha; Priapulimorphida; Priapulidae. Gene Ontology annotation, molecular function: transmembrane transporter activity. Gene Ontology annotation, biological process: transmembrane transport.